AUGUUGCAGUGCAUAUUUCUCCUAUCAGAUUCAGGGGAAGUGAUGUUGGAAAAACAGCUCACGGGUCACCGGGUCGAUCGCUCCAUAUGUGCAUGGUUCUGGGACCAAGUACAUACUCAAGGAGAUUCUUUGAAGAGCGUGCCUGUUAUUGCUUCACCCACCCACUAUUUGUUCCAAGUGAUCCGUGAGGGAAUAACGUUUUUGGCGUGCACCCAAGUUGAGAUGCCACCUUUAAUGGCUAUUGAGUUUCUUUGCAGGGUAGCUGAUGUUCUUACAGAUUAUUUGGAUGGCCUGAAUGAGGAUCUGAUUAAGGAUAAUUUUGUUAUCGUUUAUGAGUUGCUGGAUGAGAUGAUAGACAAUGGCUUCCCUCUAACAACGGAACCUAACAUAUUAAGGGAAAUGAUAGCUCCUCCUAAUAUUGUUAGUAAGGUUUUGAGUGUUGUCACUGGUAACUCGUCCAAUAUGAGCAAUACACUUCCAGGUGCCACAUCAUCAUGUGUUCCAUGGAGAAAGACUGACCUUAAGCACACCAGUAAUGAUGUUUAUGUCGAUCUUGUUGAAGAAAUGGAUGCUACUAUAAACAGAGAUGGGGCUCUGGUAAAGUGCGAGAUAUAUGGUGAAGUUCAAGUAAAUUCUCACCUAUCAGGUCUACCCGAUCUCACACUAUCGUUCGCCAACCCUUCAGUUCUUAAUGAUGUGAGGUUUCACCCUUGUGUUCGACUCCGGCCUUGGGAGUCAAAUCAGAUCUUAUCUUUUGUGCCGCCUGAUGGACAAUUUAAGCUCAUGAGUUACAGAGUAAAAAAGCUGAAGAAUAUUCCAAUUUAUGUGAAGCCGCAACUGACGUCCGACUCAGGGAAUUGCCGUAUAAGCUUAUUGGUGGGAAUACGAAAUGAUCCUGGAAAGUCAAUUGACACUAUAACAGUUCAAUUCCAACUACCACCUUGUGUUACGUCGUCUGAUCUUUCUUCUAAUUGUGGAUCGGUAAAUGUUCUUGCUGACAAGACAUGUUUGUGGACGAUUGGGAGAAUCCCAAAAGAUAAAGCUCCUUCAAUGUCUGGAACCUUGGUGCUUGAGAGUGGCAUGGAGAAACUUCAUGUAUUUCCCACUUUUAUAGUGGGUUUUAGGAUUAUGGGUGUGGCCCUAUCCGGCUUAAAGAUAGAAAAAUUGGAUAUACUGAAUUUACCCACGCGUUCGUAUAAAGGCUUUCGAGCUCUCACCAGAGCCGGUGAAUUUCAAGUGAGAUCAUGA
Striga hermonthica is the source of this 1248-nucleotide messenger RNA. NCBI's taxonomy places the organism in Eukaryota, Viridiplantae, Streptophyta, Magnoliopsida, Lamiales, Orobanchaceae. The record is from the annotation of a GenBank genome assembly.